Molecule: messenger RNA, 6713 nt
Organism: Trichomycterus rosablanca
Lineage: Eukaryota; Metazoa; Chordata; Actinopteri; Siluriformes; Trichomycteridae
Gene: fndc3bb
Product: fibronectin type III domain containing 3Bb
Exons: 26
Coding region: 110-3712 (1200 amino acids)
Molecular function (GO): protein binding
Source: RefSeq, a predicted model, not a curated record
CGGAGCCGCACAGGGAUGACGAUUAUUCAAAUUUGAAGCACGGUGGACUAAGAGACGGAUUAGCAGGAUUUGUUGAAGUUGAAAGGCUGCGCAGGGGAAGGCUCCAUGAAUGUACGUCACCAUGAUGAUGAUGGACCAGAUGCAGGAGCUCCCGCCGCUGCUGAGCGGCGAGGUUCCCAUGAUGCACCACAUGAUUAAUGGAGAUGCCUCGCAGCAGGUGAUCCUGGUCCAGGUGAACCCUGGAGAAACUUUUACCAUUCGCAGAGAGGAUGGAACACUGCAGUGCAUCCAAGGUCCUGCUGAGGUUCCCAUGAUGUCACCGAACGGCUCCAUCCCACCCAUCCACGUGCCCCCAGGCUACAUCUCCCAGGUUCUGGAGGACAACACAGGGGUGCGGCGUGUCGUGGUCACACCUCACUCCGAAUGUUAUCCCCCCAGCUACUCACCCGCUCUCUCCCCUACCCACCACCUGCCCCUGCCGUACAUGACGCACCCGCACUUCAUCCCUGCCUCCCACACGCCUUACUACCCUCCCGCCAGCCCCGGCGACGUGCCCCAACACCCGUACUUCCGCCUGCCACCUAUUUACCCCGAGGAAAUUAUUCCUCUGUAUAACAUGUCGACGUUUCUCGGCCGGGAGGAUUACAAGCCUCAGCCCAAGAAGCAAAAAGAGCGCGAGGCCGAGCGGCCGAGACUGGCCAGGGUCAGCACCCCACCGUCGUCCAGCUACAAGAGCGGCCCGGCCUGUAGCACCACACCGAACGGCUACACCAAGAGCCACGGCGGCACCGCAGCCUCAGGGGGAGGAAGCCCUGUCAAUAAGAGAGCGGAGAGAAGGACCAGAGGGAGCCCAAAACACUCGGACAGUGACCAACAAGAUCCUGACCUAGAGCCAAGAAGAGACCAAGAUGUGCCAUCAGGCAUGGAAAAGCCACAGGUUUCGAAGAUUCAGGCACGUUCAGCGCUGGUGUCCUGGUCUCGAGCCCCGUCUGACCGAGGGCAGAACGACGGCGCAUCUCUCUCCUGCAGCUACGAGCUUCUCCUCGCUGAUAAGGGAUGUGACGGGAAGUACAGAGUGGUGUACAGUGGAGAAGAGCUGCAGUACACUCUGACUGACCUGAGACCAGCUACCGACUACCACGUGAGAGUAAGUGCGGUUUGUAACUCCGUGAAGGGUCAACAUUCAGAGGCGAGGACCUUCACCACUCACAGCGCCCCUCCAGAGACCCCUCAACCCCCCAGACUGUCCCACCGCACCAAGAGCUCCCUGACUCUGCAGUGGAAGGCAAAUGUCUCAUUUCAGCCCCCGGGUGAUAACGGCUCCAAAAUUAACAGCUAUAGGCUGGAGUGGGAUGAGGGCAAAAAAAACAGCAUCUUCAAAGAGUGUUAUUACGGGCACCAGAGGCAUUUUAAGGCCACGAGAUUGUGCCCUGCUGUCGGGUACACCUUCCGUGUGGCUGCCAUUAAUGACAUCGGAACCAGUGGAUUCAGCCCAGAGGUGGUCUUCCACACUACAGGCAGCCUGCCCCAGAUGCCCCUAGCGCCGUGCCUGCUCCAGGUGGGGCCAUCCUGGGUGGUGCUGGAGUGGACCCGCCCGAGCAGCUGCAGCCCCGACGAAAUGGUCACGUACACUCUCGAAAUGCAGGAUGAGAACAAGGGACUGGAGUUUCAGGCGGUGUAUUCUGGACUGAAGCUGAGCAGGAGGGUGGAGGGGCUGAACAGAAACACUCAGUACAGGUUCAGGCUCACUACAUGCAGCGCAGAAUGGCGAAGCGCACCCAGUCCCAUCCUUGCCUGCAGGACGAGCGCAGACAAACCUGGACCUCCAGCGGCUCCCAGGAUCACCAACAUCACAUCCCACGGCUUCUGUGUGACCUGGGACCCACCACAAGACGACGGAGGAAGUGGAGACCUGUCGUACCAACUGGAAAUGUCUGAAGGGAAUUCCGGAGCAGUAAGCCAGUGGGUGGCGCUGUAUUGCGGGCCACAGCGGGAGCACGUGUGUGAGGACCUGAAAGCAGCUACUCAGUACUCGGUCCGCAUCAGCACCGCCAGUCCGGGUGGCCACAGUCAGUGCACAGACAGCUUGCUGGUGAGAACCCUCAGCCUGCUGCCUGGACCCUGCCACUCUCUCACCAUCCAAGGGAGCGUCAAACACCGGGAGGUGAACUUGCACUGGCAAGGUCCAGUGUGUGAAGCCAAGAAUGACGCUUUUGUCUACAUUCUGGAGAUGAGUGGAGUGGAAGAGGAUGCGGAUGCUGUAGAGGUGUACCGUGGAUCACGUACAGAGUGUCCCGUGGGCGAUCUGCUGCCUGGCGCCACCUACAGGUUCAGAGUGUGUGCCGCCAACGAUGCCGGGCAUGGCCCAUACACAGAGUUUCUGGAGGUGACCACUGCAGCAGGACCUCCAGGCCAGUGUGGAGCGCCGGUCAUUACUCUGAGCUCACACACCUGUGCUGUGGUCAGCUGGGUGACGGACGAGAGCUCGGGGGCCGAUAUCUCCGGCUACCGGCUAGACUGGGGUCGCGAUCAGGACUCUCUGGAAGUGGUCUACGACGGCGCGGACAACUUCUGCGAAAUCUCCGACCUGGAGGCGGCGGUCGGCUACUGCUGUAGAUUACAGGCCACUAACCAGGCAGGGGCGGGUCCCUACAGCGAGCUGGCAUGGUGCCACACGCCUGCCACUGCCCCCAACGCCGUCACCAACCUGUACGCACAGGAUGUCUUGCCGACAGACGCUGAGCCGUUCUGCCCCUCCACCUGCCUGGCGCUGGCCUGGGACGAGCCGAGCUGCAACGGCCGGGAGAUCAGCGGCUACACCGCGGCGCUGGGCGAGUCCACGAUCUCGGUGGGCAGCGGCACCUGCACUGUGAUCAGAAACCUUCAGCCUGACACAGAGUACAGUGUGCAGGUGAGGGCGGAGAACGCCGUCGGUGCCGGUUCAUUCGGCCCGAGUCUUCUCCUGAGAACCAGGCCACUGCCACCGAACCCACCAAGACUGGAGUGUGCCAGUAUAGGACCACAGAGCCUUAAACUGCGCUGGGGGGACAGCAGCAAGAGUCCACUCAGCGACGAGAUCACCUACAUCCUGCAGAUGGAGGACCGGAACCAGAGGUUUGUGCCGAUCUACCGGGGACCGAGCCACACGUUCAAGCUGCAGCGCCUGAGCGAGUCGAGUCGCUACAGUUUCAGGAUUCAGGCUGUGAGCGAAGCCGGCGAAGGUCCCUUCUCUGAGAUUUACUCCUUCACCACUACCAAAUCUCUUCCUCCCACACUCAAAGCUCCUCGGGUGUCUCAGCUAGAGGGCAACGCGUGCGAGGUGACCUGGGAGAACGUCCCGCCCAUGAAAGGCGACCGCAUCACCUACGUGCUGCAGGUUCUAGGCGGGAAAGAGUCCGAGUACAGACAGGUGUAUAAGGGAGAAGACACGACCUUCCAUCUUUUCGGCCUGCAGUGGAACACGGACCACCGCCUGCGCGUCUUCGUGUGCAGGCGCUGCGCAGACACCUCGCAGGAGCUCUGCGGAGCCUUCAGCCCCUCCACCCACUUCUCCCCGCGCCGCUCCAACACCUCUGUGAGCGCCGUGGAGGCGGGAUCGGUGAACUCCUCGUCCAGGAAGAAUCUCACCGACGAACAGUUCGCCAGCCUCAUCGUCCUCGGCGUGGCGUCCCUGUCCAUCUUCAUGGCUUACCUGCUCCAGCUGGUCAUCUGACGCGCGCGGACCAGGUCACUUCAUCAGGAGGGACGUGGAAUCGGAUUGUUUUAGAUCGCCUGCUUUAAAAAAGCUUUCCAGGUUUUAUAUUAGAUUUUUUAUAGAUUUUUCUUCACGUCUGUCUCUUUUAUAUGUUUAAAGUUGGUGUCCUGGUUGCACAGAUUUUUAAACUACAGCUUGCAUAAAUUGGUAAAUGAAAGUAUUUUUUAUACGUCUUCUAAUGUUUUCGGGUUCUUUUUAUCUUUUUUUUCUAUGUUUUUUUCUACAAGACCCCUGAACAGGUUUUAUGUAAGCGUUAAAAAUAUUUUUUAUACUUUUACCGAGUGUUUGUGACACAGCUUUAACCCGUCACAAAUGAUGAGACGUGUUUUGUCCUAUCUGUUAUCGAUUAUCAGAGCGGUUAGCUUGAGUUUAUCGACACUAAAGUAGCAUACUACACUAGUAUUACCGCAGGUAGCGUUUCUUACUUUCUAACUAGAGCUAUUGCUAUUUAAUGUAAAGAAAGAAACAAAGCGUAUAAAGUACAGGUACAAGGUACAAGCAGAAGAGGCUGUUAUAUUUAUUGUGCCCGUAAACAGUCAAUGAGUCAAUACAGACAGGUGACAAAUUAAAGGAAAUACUUCACUUAACUUCACUGUCGUAUAAACAUGUCAGACCAGCACGAACCACCAGAACAGCUUUGGUGCACCUUAAAAUAGAUCAUGAAACGAUUUGGGAUCGAUUGAAUGGGAUUUUUUAUUUCAAAAUGAUAAUUCUGUAAACUGGUGGUUGAUGGUUUGCUGGAGCGUUUGCUCGAUUUGAUGACGGUGAAGGCCGCAACACAGGAUUUACAUUCAUUUGUACCAUUUAGAUCAUUCCGUAAGUCCUUGUGCAUUGGGAAAUGAGGUGUUUUAAGAGACCAAACACAUCAGUAGAUGAUAGAAGUGUUUAAAUAUAUUGAUCAGAUGAUCCAAACUAAUUAAGCAAAUCAAGCAUACAGGACUGUAUGUUUCUCUCAGUGUUAGAAUAUAAUUAUGAUAUUCAGAGCACAGGGUGAGCCAUUGCACGGCGCCCCUGGAGCAGAGAGGGUUAAGGGCCUUGCUCAAGGGCCCAACAGUGGCUCCAUAGCAGAGCAGAACACUGUCCCAUGUGUAGCACACACAAAUUAUUUGAGCAGUUGUCCAGACUGAAGCUCCUGCCAUCUGUGCCUUAGUGAUCAACCUCUUUAAUCGUAAUUCAUUCAUUCAUUCAUUCAUUUUCUUAUCCGCUUAUCCAGUCAGGGUCGCGGUGGGGUGCUGGAGCCUAUCCCAGCUUUUCAAUGGGCGCAAGGCACACAGUAACACCCUGGACGGGACCCCAGUCCAUCGCAGGGCAGACACACACAUACACACAUAGGGCAUUUCAGUUUUCGGACUGUGGGAGGAAACCGGAGCCCCCGGAGGAAACCCACACAGACACGGGGAGAACAUGCAAACUCCGCACAGAAAGGACCCGGACCGCCCCGUCUGGGGGUCAAACCCAGGAUCCUGUGAUUGUGAUUCGGGGUUUGCUCAGCAUUUCUCUACAUGCCACAUCGCAUGGACAGAUGUGAGCUGUCAUACAGUGCAUCUCUCUCCCUGUGAACAUCUGGACUCCUUUUUCCUUUCAUUUGUCACCUGUUUGUACUCACAAAUGAGUGAAAAACUUUGCAUGGCCGGUAUAUUUAAGGCUUAAAGGGAACACGCCCUCCGUCGGGGCCUUCAAACCAGCAUUCGGCAUUCAAACCUCCAAAGAGGUUCAAUCAGCAUCACGUUUCCACUGGCGACCCGACAGCAUCGUAAAGUCUGGAGUGUGAGUACCUCAGGGACUGAAGGAGCCAGAUUAAUGCCAGCGCGUGCCUUCACGUACCAACGUUCAAAAGAAAACGCUUUCGUCUUCGCUAUUCCAGAGUGCCACGCGCGCUCGAACUUUCCUAGGCGAGGCUUCGUCAUGCAGUACAAAAAAAGAGAAGUGUUUACUAGCUCGAUCGUACCUUAACCAAAGUUAGCAAGCAAGCUAGCUAGUUAGGUUUAUUUAUACUAUAUAUUGCAUACAGUACUUUAUCAUGCAAAUCACAGUGCAAUCUUUCAUUUAUUUAUUUCUUUAAGAAUCAAACGAACCGUCAUAUUCGAUAUUUUCCUCAUGUAGCAUGUCUUGGUUAUGAUGAAUUCUUUUUUUUUUUUUUUUUUUUUUUUUUUUCAGUUAUAGAGCAAUAAUCUUAAUAGUAACCUGUUUUUCUUUCCUCAGAUAUAUAUGUAUUGUUCAUAUUUCAUGUUGUUUUUAUUCAUUCAUGUCGAUACUGUACUACAAUCCAAGUGCUUAUCUCUCAUUUCUCGUUAAAUCACAAGUUAAAGUCGAGGGUUUCUUUUGUUUAUAUAUAUAUAUAUUUUUUCUUUUUCUUUUUCUAAUACAGUAUUAGAAAACAAUAUGUGAGUAUAGGUGCGUAUCUGAAUCGUUUAAUCAGCGCAGUCUCAACCUGCCGUGCAUUAAGGACUUCCAACAUUCCAUUCCUGUUUUGAAGAAACAUGCUAUCUGACGGCCUGAGACGACUUGAUACCAGACCUAAAACUUGAAGUGGAAACACUUGAACGCUGUUCAUUUCAGUCAUUUUGCCUCAAACAGCCAAAUCUUCCCGUUUUAUUAUGAUUUUUUAUUUGCUUCCGUCGGGGUUUGGGGUUCAGGAUCAGGUGAAGGACAUUCUUAAUAUCAUGAUUGGAUUUGGGAUCUUAUGACGUCAUAACGUUCAGCCCGAUCGAUCUGUAUCAGUCACCCAGAAUCGAAACAACUUUAAGAAAUGAAUCGAUUAAUCAUUCCACCCAUAAUCAUGUCACAUUUAUUGUUGUAAAUUAUAAUCAUAGGCAUUAUAAAAAAAAAAACAUACCAUAUCAGUUUAAUGUAUAGAGUUGAAGUAACUACCCUUUGUAUUUAAGAUGAUUAUGUAUCUGUAGCAUAUAUGUAAUAUAUUUAUACACAAUAAAUGUAAAAAAAAAUUCUGAUAUGACAA